CAUAUCAUUCCGCGACGAGCGCUCGAACCGACUGGUCGAAGUUUAGUGCGCGUUCCUUCGUUUUGGCUGUUUGCGUCCAUCAUCGCGUCGAAAAUCGGCGGAAAGCCUGGUCGGAAAAGAGGAAAAGAAACGGCGAAAAAUAAUACCGCGCGUUGUUCGGUUUUCGGUUCGGUCUUCUGGAAUAAGACUCACCCUAAUGUGAAGAGAUCGCGUUUGUGACUUGCGAGAAGAGUUUACUGGUAGUGGUAGAUGUGGGGGCGGAAAGACGAGAGGAGGGACGGUCGAAUCGCAGCAGCCUGGCAAAAGCGACGACGACGACUACAGAGGCAGUCAGUGAGAGAACGUCAGCCCAAGUGUAAAGUCGUGCGGUUUUCUGUGGUGGAGAUUCGGAAGUGCCCUCUGCUGGGUGGCGGAGCCUCUCGGUGCACAGAAUAUUGUGCGUAAUGUGUCGUGUGCUAAAUCGCAGUAAAUUUCUCGAGUGAAAAAGUGUGGAAGAAAAAAAAUCAGUGGUUGAAAAUUUUGCGUUCGAUCGGCGGCGGUCGCUGCUUUUGCUGCCGCGGAGUGGUUCCAGAAUCUGGAGUGUGUUACCGGUGCCCAGGUGGGGCCGCGAAGAUCGAAAAUAGAUCACCCGGAGGAGGAAUAUCGAACGACGACGACGACGAUGUCUGAUAAAGUGUCGAUAUCGCCAUCCAAAAGUCGGAGGCAAUUACGCGAGCGGAAACAACGGAAGCUCUACUCGGACGAAUGGGCCCUCGGCGACGAUGACUACGAGGGGGCGCGCGGAUUCAGCGUUGCCGAGAAGCUGGAAUCGGCCCGUUUUGCGCAGUCCGGGAUGGUGCGCGAGAUGAAAGGGACCGAUCUCACCGUCGGUUUCCUCCAGCAGUACGGCUUCAACAUUCCCCUGCUGUUCAAGGAGAAGACCGGCCUCGGACUGCAGGUGCCCUCGGCCAACUUCACCAUCAACGAUGUGCGGAUGUGCGUCGGAUCGCGCCGCGUCCUGGACGUGAUGGACGUCAACACGCAGAAAAACGUCGAAAUGACCAUGAAGGAGUGGGAACGGUACUACGAAGAUACCAACAAGAAGAAGCUGCUGAAUGUGAUUUCGCUGGAGUUCUCGCACACAAAGCUGGAAAACUACGUGCAGAGCCCGAACAUUGUGCGCCAGAUCGACUGGGUCGAUGUGGUGUGGCCGAAACAGUUGAAAGAAUCGCAGGUCGAGGGGACCAAUGUGCUAAACGAAAUGAUGUACCCCAAAGUGCAAAAGUAUUGUUUGAUGUCAGUGAAAAAUUGCUACACGGAUUUCCACGUGGAUUUCGGUGGGACGUCAGUGUGGUACCAUAUUCUCAAAGGUAGCAAAGUGUUUUGGUUGAUCCCACCAACGGAGAAGAAUUUACAGUUGUACGAAAAGUGGGUCCUGUCCGGCAAGCAGUCGGAUGUGUUUUUCGGUGAUACGGUAGAAAAGUGCGCGAGGGUUUACCUGACGGCAGGUAAUACGUUCUUCAUUCCAACUGGCUGGAUUCACGCCGUCUAUACACCGACUGAUUCUUUAGUAUUCGGAGGAAACUUCCUCCACUCGUUUGGAAUAGUGAAGCAGCUGAAGAUCGCCCAAGUCGAAGACAACACCAAGGUACCGCAAAAGUUCCGGUAUCCGUUCUUCACAGAAAUGCUUUGGUACGUGUUGGCGAAGUAUGUCUACACUUUGCUGGGGCACUCUCAUCUGGAAGGUGAACCAGGCCGGGAGACCGAACUUGCCGGGAAACCGCAUGUGCAUUUAACUCACUACGAACUGUUCGGACUGAAGGAAAUUGUAAUGUACUUGUACGAUCUACCACCGCAAAAGAAGAACGUCCCGGAUCUGAUCAAGGAUCCUGUGGCUCUCAUCAAAGACGUGCGCACUCUGGUCGAACGUCACUGUAAGGACAAUCCAGAGCAGGCAAUCACCGGAGUACCCGUACUCCAUCCAGAUCUCAACAAGAGCAAUAAUUCGUACCUGCGAGAGCGCUACGAAUACUACGCCGGAGAAAGUGGAACCAAAACGCCACUUUCGCACGAAGAAGAAGGAGAAGGCUCCCAAGCGAGUCUAGAGGAAAACACCCAAGAUAUGAUGCCAUCACACCCUCAACCAACGGAAAGGUUAGCCCCUCCAAUGGAAAGUUCUUCCACCAUCCAACAGGUUCCAGUCGGACAGGAAGAUCACGUCAAUACCAACGGAACGGUGAUGGCCGCUCCGCCCAGUCAACAGCAGCAGCACGACGAUGAUCGUAAUUUCGUCUCGCCGCAACCAACCCGUCCGGGAGGCGGUGCAAUACGUGGCCCCUACAAGAAGAGCAGUGGCAACGCUAGCAGUGGCGGCGGAAGAUCUAGUGCGGAGAAACGCGAUGGCAAUGGACCGAGGCGGAGAAGAACUCGGUGCAAGAACUGUGAAGCCUGUCAACGGUCGGAUUGUGGCGAGUGCAGCUUUUGCUUAGACAUGGUAAAGUUUGGUGGACCGGGCCGAGCCAAGCAGACCUGUAUGAUGCGUCAGUGUCUGCAGCCGAUGCUUCCGGUGACGGCCCAGUGUAUCCAUUGUCACCUGGAUGGUUGGCGGCAAGCGCCCAUAACGGCACCAGCACAAGCGAAACUACAAGCACAAAUGCAGGAAGGACCGUCCUCCUUGAUGGAGUGUUCGGUUUGCUACGAAAUCACCCAUCCGGAUUGCGCCCAGCGGUUGGCGCCGGAGAUUAACGGCAUCGUGAAUGAAGAUUUGCCGAACAGUUGGGAGUGUCCCAGCUGCUGCAAGUCCGGCAAGAAUACGGAUUAUCGGCCCCGCCACUUCCGAGCGCGCCAGAAAUCCUCGGACAUUCGCCGGAUGUCGGUCAGCAGCGAUGCAUCUUCGGUUCACAAUGCCGACCUGGGCCGGAUAGGUGGUCCAUCGGUGAUCCAGCAGGCCGUGAGUAGCAGCGUCACCUCAGGCGGCGUCCACGGCACUGGACCGGGAGAUAUGGCCGGUAGGAGUCCGGUUGUGGUUCCACGGUUCCAGAACGAUAUGCUGUAUGAUUUUGCCGUUUCUGGGAAUGCGGUGAUUGUCGGUGGUAAUGGGGGUAAUAUAUUGCUGGAGCGGAAGCCGAAAAUUAAAGACGAGGACGUUUCGAGUGGAUCGGAGCAAGAUCACGGUCAGAAAAUGGGUAUGAUGAUGCCGGCAAAUGUUCCAGUAAAGAUGGAAAUCAAAGAAGAACCGAUGGAAGCUGGCCACAGCAGUGGUUUGAAGAGAGACGGCGAAGGAGGAAUGGGAGCGCACCCAGUGGGCGGUAUGGUAGUACCGAAAAGGCGGAAGAGUGAUGACGGGAACAGUAUGUGUAGCAGUAUGCAGGAUUCGGUGGACAUCAGUGAACACAAUCACAGUCUCCCGAGGAAGAAGUCAUCGCUGAGGACCCAACUGGCACAUCAGAUCCAUAGCUCAUCGACGAAAACUAUGAAGAAACCGUUGUAUCCGGUGAGGCCGGCCCAUGUCCACACACCGGUCCUGUCACAACCCGGGAACUAUGCAUUGGACCCGACCUGUUUACUGGCAGUAUUCCGCUAUUUGCCACCCGAAACAUUGGUGACGUGUUCGCUGGUGUGCAAAACCUGGUCCAACAUUUCGGUGGAUCCCGCACUGUGGAAACGCAUGAACUGCGCUGAGUACAAACUUACUGCUAGUCUACUGACGGCGAUUGUUCGUCGUCAACCCGAGCACCUGAUCAUGGAUUGGAUCAGUCUGGGAAAGCGCCAGGUAACUUGGCUGAUUUCACGAAUCCCCGGAUUGAAGCAUUUAUCCCUCCAGGGAACACCGAUCCAAGCGAUUUUGGGUCUCCACACCUGUAUGUGUCCUCCUUUGCAAAUUCUCGAUCUCAGCUUCGUAGCCGGAUUAAACGAUUCGGCCAUCCGUGAAAUUCUGUCCCCUCCGAAGGAUUCCCGUCCAGGUUUGGCGGACUCCAAGUCGCGCUUGCGUAACCUCAAAGUUCUGAAACUGGCCGGAACGGACAUCUCGGAUGUCGCUCUGCGUUACAUCACGCAGGGUCUACCGAGCCUAACCCAUUUGGAUCUGUCCUCCUGCCAGAGGAUAACCGAUGCGGGAAUCUUCCAAAUUGGUACUGCGCCGGCGUCGGUUAAGACCCUGGUAGAACUUGAUCUCAGCUGUUGCAAACUCAUCACGGAGACGUCCCUCGAUCACUUGAUCAAGUGUGACGCCCUGACGCGGCUCGAUCUGAGUCACGUGCCCCAGGUGACGACCCAGGCCGUGAUCAAGUUUGCUUCGACGUCCAAAAACGAUCUCCAGCUGCACGACAUCAAGUUGGUGGACAAGCGGAAAACGGCCCAGUAGAUGGGAUGAGUAAGGAACAUUGUUCUGAGAUAAUACGCUUCUUACCGCGCUCGCUGCCAUCUUUAGAAUUUAGUUGAGAGUUUAAUAGAAAAACCGGGGAAGAGCUGUAAGCUGGCUGGCAAUGCAUUUGAUCAUCUACCCACUAAGGCAAUUAUGAGACAAUUAAGUAUAGGGUGAUGAUCGUUGGUAGGAGGAGCCAAUGUACCGGAAACCUUGUGCUAGUGAUUUUCCUCACAAAUUUUUCUCUUGAUCACAAUAUUGUAGUAAUGUAGAUUUGAAACAAUUAAGGAUACACAAUUUACAACUUUUCGGGCAGAUCAGUGUGACCGCAGAAGAAUUAGAAACCUGCUGAAGAAUGAAGAGAUAAGUGUGUAUGUGUUUGUGCUUGAGUGUGUAUGUAACAUAGACUAGUUUUACUAUCCUUUUUUUGUAAGAACUUAAGGUUGAAGACAAUGGCGUGAGGUGAAUGUGUGACUGCUGGAAACUGCAUUUGAAAUAAACGCAAUUAAUGAGAGCCAUCCGAAAUGCAUAGUGAUUGUUAUUGCGAGCAUCCCGUUUCGCGUCAAUCUUUGGUUGUAUGUCUUCUAUUCGAUAACAAAUUUCCUCCUUUUCUCAACAGUUAGUCACACUUUCACUAACGUCUUCGUCGUAACACACAAACCUAUACCAAAGACUACGUUCUAAGUUUCAUGAUGAGUAACAAGUUUAAUUUUCCUGUUCCAAUAUUAGCGAUUUCUGUUCUGACUAGCCAUUACGAAGUAAAGCGUGUAAUGUUAAAGUAAAAGAUUUCCGUUUUUCUGCGAAAAACAUCCCUUAAAACAAGAAAGAUAGAUCAAGACGACUACGUAAAGGCUUUCAAAACACAAAGUUCGUACCGAUGCAUAUAAUACUAAGAGCGAAGCGGUGUUACUUAACAUGGAAGAUGAAUACAUUAUGCGGUCGAUCUACUGUUGGCCGUACUAACAGUUGCACAUCUAUUACGGAACGAAUCCUUCAAUGUCAAGUUCUUUUUGAAUAUUCUGCUCUAGUACGAUCGACCCUUGAAAUUUUUCGAGAAUUAUUCAUUCGUUUCGCCGGAGAUAUUAGCCAGUCCUGUUCCAAGUCUUCUUCUCCUCGAUUAGCUUAUUUUCAACAAAUGAUGUGUAGAAAAUCGAUCUAGAUACGUUAGUAUCAACAAUUGUGGUAGUGUUUGUCGUUUGUUCGUUGUGAUUGAUUGAUUUAAAGCAUAUGGUAAGAAUCCUUUUUGUACGCUUAGUUGCACACCGUCGUCCAAAAGGCAAGGAUUCAUCUCGAUUCUAUUGUGUAACCUAGUUGCUACGUUGUAUUUAGGAAAGGACGUGUAGCAAAAAAGCCUUAGAUUACGUUUACUUUUAACACCCACUGAUGAGCCAUUUUUACACAAACACUCAGUAAACCAAUAUAUUUCUUGUGACGAAUUUACCUUAACGACUUUCGAAUGUGUGUUACAGUAGUUCGCACCGUAUUGUGUCCGCGACCAUUUUCCGCGUGUUAUAUUUAGCGUAGACGAUAGGUAUCGAAUGCACACACACAAACACACAGCUAUUAUUGCAUGCAAACCAGAGCAGAAAACCUUAUUCCCAUAAGUAUAAGAUAGUACAGAUUAGAAAAAGAAGCAUAGUUUAGCGCCCCCUCCGAAUAGUUGAAGCAAACACACAAAUAUGAUGGAACUAAGCAUUAAUAGAUCUAGGGUCAGACGAGAAGGAGGUACCUUUCUGUUUAAGUAUAGUCUAUAGUAAGAAUACCAGUAGUGCAAGCAAGAGAAAGUUAAUCCCUGGAGACGCCCAAUCUAAUGUUUGUAAAUAAAUUGGAUGAAUAAUAA
Molecule: messenger RNA, 6182 nt
Organism: Aedes aegypti (yellow fever mosquito)
Lineage: Eukaryota; Metazoa; Arthropoda; Insecta; Diptera; Culicidae
Product: jmjC domain-containing histone demethylation protein 1-like
Exons: 6
Coding region: 662-4342 (1226 amino acids)
Biological process (GO): protein demethylation; regulation of transcription by RNA polymerase II
Molecular function (GO): transcription coregulator activity; histone demethylase activity; DNA binding
Source: RefSeq, a predicted model, not a curated record